UGCACACUUAACCAAUGAAAAAUCUUCUUUUUCGCGCCCAAAAAGGGGUAUAAAAGCUGCACCGCCACCACUUCCCGUUCUCGCCACGCGCGUUCACUGGAGGCUGUGUGCAGAGUACUUGUUGAGGUCGCUAUGUCUGGAAGAGGCAAGCAAGGAGGUAAGGCUCGCGCCAAGGCAAAGACCCGGUCGUCGCGGGCCGGCCUGCAGUUUCCUGUGGGUCGGGUGCACCGCCUUCUCCGCAAAGGUAACUACGCCGAGCGGGUCGGGGCCGGCGCGCCCGUGUACCUAGCAGCGGUACUGGAGUAUCUGACGGCCGAAAUCCUGGAGCUGGCGGGCAAUGCGGCCCGCGACAACAAGAAGACGCGCAUCAUCCCGCGCCACCUGCAGCUGGCCAUCCGCAACGACGAGGAGCUCAACAAGCUGCUGGGCAAAGUCACCAUCGCGCAGGGCGGCGUCCUGCCCAACAUCCAGGCCGUGCUGCUGCCCAAGAAGACCGAGAGCCACCACAAAGCCAAAUGAGCAAGGAACAUUUUUGCAGAUGAGCCACCUGCUGACCAAAAGCACUUAGACCCCAGACUGGGUGGAGCCAAAACACUGAUGACUAAGAUUAUUGAAGCAAUCCCUUUUCACUUCACCACUGACCAGUCAUAUGAAUGGGUAUGAACUUCACACAACCAACAACCCUUUUCCAUUAUUUUGCCCUUCAAAACCCUGCUUGUAAACCAGGGAGAGUUCAGGACUUUGAUCGUUAGCCACCCAUUCUCCUUGCAUAGUGCCCUGAAAUAAAUUCCCACUUUCUUUCACUACAUCCCAGUGUCAGUGUUUGGCUUACUGCGUGUCGAGUGAGUGUACCCAGGCUUGUUUGGUUCAGUAACAGUAGGGACUUAUGAAUCAAUAGUGUCUGACAAUCAAUGAUGUUUUGUCUCUGCUCCAUUUCAUUGUGGCCACAGUGGGUCCUUGAACCAGUCCUGUGGUGAUUUCCCCAGAUAGAAUCUUUUUUUCUGUGACUGACAGAGUAAAGGCUAUUAUGACAAAAAAGACCAAGUGAAGCCACUAGAAAUCACUCUAUUAAAAUAGCAAGCCAAAAGCAAUAUUGGUAUUAGUGAAGGGACUGCAGAAAUUAGUGCCAACAUCAGAGACUUGAAAGAUGCAGGGGCAGAGAUUUCCACAAUAUCUCUAUUCAAUUCUCUUAUUCAACUAAAGAAGACAAAUUGAUUAUGGAGAAUGACAGUGAGUUAUUAUAAAGGCUAUUGUAAAGCUAUCGUUUUGUCAGGUGAUUACUCCAAUUGCAUCUACUAUUCCAGAUGUCAUUUUAUUAAUAAAGAAAAUUAACACAUACCAGGGCACUUGGUAUGUAGCUAUUAUUAUUAGUGAUAUUUUCUCUAUACUUAAGCAUAAAGACCAUGAAAAGCAGUGGGCUUUCAGCUGGUGAAUUUGGCAGUAUAUACUCUACUUCAGGGGUAUAUCAACUCUCCAGUUAGUACACAAGACCUCUACCACCUUACCAUAUGCUCUAAAGUUGAAACCUGGUUACUCUUUUAAAUAUGGACAUUUUAGGCAGAUGUAUAGUAUGGAAACUAAUUAUAAGGUAAAUGAGUCUGUCUUGCCACAACUGGCUCAGUCCUGUGGGCCUCACUUGUGUCUCUAUCCCAGUCUUACUCCACUUGGGCUGCUAUGACAAUGAUACCACAAACUGGGUGGCUUAAAUAACACAUUUAUUUCUCACAGUUUUGGAGGCUGGGAAGUCCAAGAUCAUAGCAUGAGUAAAUUCCAAGCCUGGUAAAAGUUUGUUUCCUGACUUCCUGGCUAUUAUCAGUCUUCUGCACAUGGAGCAAAUGGUGAAUGAACUCUCUGGGGUCUCUUUCAUAAGAGCCUAAUCCUAUUCAUGAAGACCUAACACAUCCCAAAUUCCCCCUCCCCACCCCAAUACCAUCACAUUAGGUAUUAGAUUUCAACAUAUCAAUUUUGGUGGAACACAUUAACUCUAUAGAAACCCCUAAAACUUUCAUUUCCUUUUCUGAACUCAAGCAUAAAUAGCCAAAGAUAAAUUGAUAUGGACCUCCUGUGCAAGGAGGCCAGUGGAGCAAUGGGUCACAGGUCUGACUAGAGUCAUGAUUCCACACCUGGCUGUCUGCUUUCUUUGUUUUUCUGAAAUACAUCUUUCUUCCUACAUUGUUCAUGGAAGUGAUGCUGUAACAAAUUAUUAAAGUACUUUGAAAGGAAAUUAUCCGGAGUUGAUUUUUCACAUGGGAAAAUGUUACCCCACCAUGGAGCUUUGGCUGUCAGUUGAGUCCAAGUCUGCAGAGCCAUCAGAGGAGCCAUCUUCUAAGAUUUUUUAUCUCCCACUUCUUCCUGAAAUUGAGAAAGAAUGAUGACUGAGAAAGACUCGAACAAAUUUUAAAAUCAAAGAAGCUUUAAAGGAAAUGAUAAUAAUUGACCAAUACUUUCUCCAACUUCUUUCCCUUUGGAUAGCACCCACACUCAUUUGGACUUUUGUAGCAGGAGCCACUCCUGGAGGAAAGAGAAGGAACAUCUGGAGAAUGUUAAUGUGUAAAGAAAGGUUCAUGGUGGCAUGGAGAGGCUGAGAAACCGUUUAGAACUGAAAAGAAUCUACAACUAAAGUUAAACUCCCAGGGAAGAGAAAGGAUUGGAUGAGCAGUGACUUGUUUUUGGAUAGCGUCAUUUUAAAAAAAUGAUCUUUCUCUGUUUUUUGUUUUGUUUUUCUUUAGGACUCUUGAUUUCCUUGGUAAGUAGAAGGACUAGGGGGAAAAAAAUCAAGAUCUCACUGAGAAAGAACAAAAAACAUAUCAAAAGAGCCUUUUAAUUCGUGAGUGGAUUCCACAGUCUUCCUCUCAAGAUUGUUUAAAUCUCCAAAGUGUUCCAUCAGAGGCACUGGAAAUUAAACCAAUGAAACCAAAACAUGGCUCAUCUUCAGCCGGUUCUUGAGCUUUUAUGUAAUUCUUUUAAUAGGUAACAUCCAAAGUCUAAAAUGACAUGCAUUACCUUCUCCCUCCUGCUUAUCCCAAGCUAUUCCUUCUCCUUAGUCUCCAGCCCAUCAACUGGUUAUGGUUGUCAUGAGUUUACUGAUUAUCCUGGAGAGAUUUUUUGAAACAUGCAUAUGUAAUCUAAAAUAAUAUCUCUCUGUUUUAUACAGAUGGAUAUGAACCUUGCUUUUAUUUCAAAAUAUGUGUGUGUAAAUAAUGACCAUUCUCGUUUUUUAAAAUAUACAUAGCACUCCACUGUGUAGUAAUGCCAUAACUUAUCUAGUUAAAUAAUUCUGAAUAAUUUGGUUUUUUUCCAAUCAUGCUAUUACAAUUAAUGCUGCAGAGAAUAAGCUCGAACACAAUAUAUUCUCUGAGGUGUGCAAGUAUAUCUUGUACAUUUGUGGAAAUGCUGUAUUGAAGGUUAUAUGCAUUUGAAAUAUUGGUAGAUCCUGUCAAAUUGUUCUCCAUAGCAGCAAAACAUAGUAUUUGUCUAUGGGGAAAAAGCACAGUUGAGUAGGAUACUGGGCACACUCAAUACACCCCCUUACUUCAUUGCCUGCCAACUGACGACGCAAUCCAUGUAGACUAUAGAAAAUUCCUGAAAAUGAAGGAUUUUGUGAUGCUGGAGUAUUGCUUUCUCUCAAAGAGGUGAUAUUUCACAGCCUGGGGCCUGUAAAGAUGGGGUCAAGCUGGAUGAGACUGGGAAGGAGCUGAGUGAAGAAAUCUGAUGGAGGGGUUUGGGGAGCGAUCUCCUUGUGUAUACUCCUUAAAAUAAACAUACCAAAUGAACAGGAGCGACCAACUUUGAUACAAAACACUAUAAAUCGGAGUCUUUUGUGGCUGUGGUGUUUCAUUUAUGAGGGGUGUGCUGGGUGAGGCUGUGAUGGCUGAGUGGUUAAGGAGUUGGACUUGAAAUCCAAUGGGGGCUCCCCACGCAGGUUCAUAAUCCUGCUCUCAGCAUUUCGCACUGUUGUGAUCUCGUAAAACUUUGAAUCCUUCAGAAAAUGCCAUGGUUUUUCAGUCACGACACCCAUUUUUUCCCUCACCACCACUUUGUGUGUUUUAUCUCACAUCAUCUCCAAGCUGGGCAUUUGUGAGUCAGACCCUGAGCAUGCGGUGCUUCCUUGCAUCCUACCAUCUACAGCUUCCCUGCAGUCCACACAAAGCUCGAGACUUUGCGUUCAGAAUAGCUGCUUGCUUUGCAUUGAAAUAGUUAAAUCUGAAAGCAGCUUCGGACCUCAAUGGUAAAGCAAAACAGGAAAUUUUGUUUUCCAAAGUUUGGGAUAACAGUGUCCAUGCUCAUAGUAGAAAUGUGGGUGGCUUCCUUAAAGACUUCUGUGGUAUUUAAGAAAAAAAAAAAAAAGAGCAAGUACACAAGAAACAGGCUAAUGGGAAGAUCUAGGACUGUAAAUAUCGUUUGUAUACGGGUGCCAAGCGCUUUUUGAAACAUUGUAGAGAAAUUAGGAAGUUAAGACAAAGAGAAGAUAACACUUGGCAAAGGCAAUUUAGUGAGUCCUGAUGAAGACAUUGUGCAGCCCGGCUGCACUUGGAACGAAACUCUUCUUGUUUCUCACCCUUAUUAAAGGAGAGGAGCACCUUCACUUAUAAAUACUUUUGUAUUUCCACAUGUUUAUUUCGUCUAUACUGAGUCCUUAAGUAUAGCUAGCCAAUUUAUGUAAUGAUUACUGGAAUUCUUUAAUUUCAUAAUUGUAUUAACCAUGGGAAUUUGGUUCUUAAAAUGUUUAGUUUUACUGAAAUUCUUGCCUCCAUUUGGCCUAAUUUGUGAAGUGAGUGUUUCUGAAUCUCUUUUCUGCUGUAUAGAGUCUGAAAUUAUUUCCUCCAUAAAGAGUUAUGGCUCUUUGGACAGUGAGAUGGAAAACAUGAUUGAAUAUUGCAAUAAUGUAUUUUAUUCUUUCUUUUUCAUUAUGUCAAAAUUUAAAAUUGUGUGGAUCACUAAUUAUUAAUCCACACACAGCAUCAGAAUCUAAGUACAUAAGAAAAAUGUAAUUGCUUGGUGAACAGAUGAAUGGACUGCAUUAAUUUUAAAAAGGCGAACGACAGUCCUAUCACGUACAUGGUGCUUCAAAGCAGAAAAUUAUUUCAUAAAAUAAAUAUUUUAGGCUAAUGCAUCUUAUGCAAAUUGACCACAAAGACAAUUAGUCAGUUUUUUCAGAAUCCACAGGUUUUAGUCGUUCAAUUCAUUUCUGUUUAAAAUGGAUUACCAAUCAACCAUUUUCCUCAAUGAUUUAAUGAGUAAUACAUAUAUACCCCAACCUUGCAGUCGUGAGGGGCCAGUGGUGCAGUGGAUAAUGUGUCUGACUACAGAUUAGAAGAUUCUAGGUUCCACUCCUGGCUGGCUUGGCUUACCCACUUUUAGAAAAGUAUCUAUCCUUCUUUGUACAGGCUUUUCAAAUUGAUAAACUAAAACAAAUUAUUCAAGUCCUUCGAAAGAUUAAUUCAUCUGACCUGACUCUUCAACCUGCAAGGUACUUCCGGACAGCACAGUGUGGGCAGUCCAAGUAAAUCUGGUUACUCAAAAUGUCUCUUCAGAAAUUUCAUCCUUUUUAUCUCCAUUCUUUCACUAAUGCUAAGAAAGGGAGUUGUUUGAAAGAGAACUUUGUAAAGACAACUUUAAAAAUCAAAACAAGAAUUAUUUUUCAACCAUAAACAAUAAUGAAGUUCUGAUACAAGUUACAGGUCAAAGAAGCCAGAUGCACAAGGCAGCAUACUGCAUGAUUCCAUUUACAUGAAAUAUCCAGAAUAGGCAAAUCCAUAGAAGUAGUAUUAGUAGUUGCCAGGAGCUGGGGAAGGGUACAGAGUUUAUUUGGGGAUGAUAAAAAUGUUUUGAAAUUAGAUAAUGGUGAUGGUUGCAUGAGUCUGUGAAUAUACUAAAAACCACUGAAUUGUACAUUUUUAUGGUGUACAAAAAUGUGAAUUUAUGUUGUACAAAAAAGGAAAUACUAGCUUUAAAAAAUCGAAGAUGCAUCAAAGAAAAUAUAAAUAAAAAUUGACCAGUAUUUUCUUUAUUAAUUUUUCCUGCACUGGGCAAGGCUCUCACU
Messenger RNA from Manis pentadactyla (Chinese pangolin), 6043 nucleotides. Its product is annotated as histone H2A type 1-H. Gene Ontology annotation, cellular component: nucleosome. The record is from RefSeq and is a predicted model, not a curated record. Gene Ontology annotation, molecular function: DNA binding; protein heterodimerization activity; structural constituent of chromatin. Lineage: Eukaryota; Metazoa; Chordata; Mammalia; Pholidota; Manidae. The coding region runs from base 133 to 519 and encodes 128 amino acids. The transcript has 2 exons.